This is a messenger RNA of Eurytemora carolleeae, 1010 nucleotides long. RefSeq lists its product as uncharacterized. Bases 15 to 974 code for a protein of 319 amino acids. Lineage: Eukaryota; Metazoa; Arthropoda; Copepoda; Calanoida; Temoridae. The transcript has 10 exons. The record is from RefSeq and is a predicted model, not a curated record.
UAUUUACAGAGAACAUGUUGAAGCUAAGAUGGGGGAAAUUAUUCGUCAGUUCAUACAAGCAAACUCCUAGGCUUUAUCAUACUUCCUUCAGUACAGACGACAAGGAUAAAGGCUACCAUAUGUUGGGAUAUGUUAAUGCUGCCAGCUGUAUCAUAAAUGGAAGACCAAACUUUAAAUUCCCUCCACAUUAUAAUAUAGAUCUGGACAGCUUCUUUACAGGUGCCCGGAAGGCGGUUGAAUCGAUUAGUACGAGUUUAAGCCGAAGAAAUAUAUCUGAAUUAAGCUCCUUGGUUAGUUCCCCCUGCCUAGACAAUAUCAGGCAGCGUAUAUUCGAGGAGAUGACAGUGGACCAGAUUAAACAAAUACAAAUUAAUGCUGAGGAUAUAUUUCUUCAAUAUAUAGAAUCUGCUCAAAUACAAGACGACCAUGUUAGGAUUGUUUUAAUCUCCUUCUCUCUACCUCUACUGAACCAGUGCAAAAUAAAUCACUUAAACAUGAAAAAGUUCCAAACAAAUAUUCACAACAAAGCAAAAAAAUCAGAUGGUAUACUGAAACGGGAAGAUUUAAACGCUAAAGAAUUACGAGAAUUAGUGGAUUCAUUAGAAAACUUAAAUAUGGAUAAACUAGCCAAAGAGGGAAGUAUUCUAGUAUCCAGUUAUACCUUUGAACGUCCAGAGAACUCUGAUGUUUGGUCCGUUGUUUCCAUAUCACAUAAAGAUUCUGCAGAAAUGUGGAGUCGUCUACGCAGAAUGAUUUGGAAAGGUCGUGUACACAUCUCUGUAAAGUUUGACCGGGAUUUCUACGAUAUCAUCCGGUUUGAUUACGCCAUUGAUCUGUUAGCAGUUCUGGCUCUGGUCUAUCUACAGCUCCUUGCACUGGUUCUAGGUUACAAGAUGGAGAAGGAGAUCGAAAGAAGGAAUAGGAUGGAGGCAGACCAGAUCAUGAAGGACAACAAAGAGGAGGAUCUUAACUAAAUGGUUUAUGUGAAAUAAACUAGAUGAAAAAAUGCU